AUGAAAAUUUCUUUCAUUUUCGUCUCUUUCUUCUUCAUUCUCUAUUUUUUUUAUUUCUUACAUUAUCCUUAUUUCUUUCUCAUUUGCAUUAUAGAUAGACUUCUUUCUCAUGCCUCUCUCUUCUUCAUCUCUUCAUUUCCUUCACAGAUUCAUUAUCCUUAUUUCUUUCUCAUUUGCUUUCUUUACAUAGAAAACAUUAUCUUAUUUCUUUCUCAUUUAUCUCUUUCUUCAUCUCUCUACCUUUCUUCAUUCCCUUAUACCUUAUUUCUUUCUCAUUUCCAUUAUAAACUUAUUUCUUUCUCAUUUGAAUCUCUUUCUUCUUCAUUUCUCUUUCUUUCUUCAUUUAGAUUAUCCUUAUUUCUUUCUUUUGUCUCUCUUUCUUCUAUCUAUCUUUCUUCAUUCUCAUUAUACUUAUUUCUUUAUCAUUUAGAUUUCUUCCUCAUUUCUUUCUUCGGUGUCGAUUCCUUACAAUAUCCUUAUUUUUCAAAAUUUGAAAAUCUCUUUCUUCUUCAUUUUUUAGAUUUUUGUAAUACUUAUUUCUUUCUCAUUGCAUCUGUGUGUUCUUCAUUUCUCUGUAUUGUUCUUGUGUGUGUCCUUAUUUCUUUCUCAUUUGUGUGUUCUUUCUUGUGUUUCUCUAUCCUUUCUUCAUGUGUCAUUUUUCCUUAUGCCUUUGUCCCAUUUUUCUCUUUUCUUCAUUUCUAUUCCUUGCAUUUCCUUAUUUCUUUCUCAUUUGCCUCUCUUUCUUCUUCAUUUCUCUCAGUCUUUCUUCAUUUCUUAACAUUAUCCUUAAUUUCUUUCUCAUUUGCUUUCUUUCUUCUUCAUUUUUUCUUUCUUCAUUCCUUACAUUAUCCUUAUUUCUUUCUCAUUUCGUCCUCUUUCUUCUUCAUUUUCUCUUUUUUUCAUGAGAUAAAUUAUCCUUAUUUCUUUUCUCAAUUGCGUCUCUUUCUUCAUUUCUCUUUCUUUCUUCAUUUCUUAUUUCUUUUAUCAUUGGAAUCUCCUUCUUCAUUUCUCAUUCUUUCUUCAUACUUCAUUGUCCUUAUUUCUUUCUCAUUUCUAUAA
Messenger RNA from Acanthosepion pharaonis, 1059 nucleotides. Lineage: Eukaryota; Metazoa; Mollusca; Cephalopoda; Sepiida; Sepiidae. The record is from the annotation of a GenBank genome assembly.